Amborella trichopoda is the source of this 1896-nucleotide messenger RNA. RefSeq names its product putative mitochondrial adenine nucleotide transporter BTL3. Gene Ontology annotation, biological process: transmembrane transport. Lineage: Eukaryota; Viridiplantae; Streptophyta; Magnoliopsida; Amborellales; Amborellaceae. The record is from RefSeq and is a predicted model, not a curated record.
CCGACCUGGUUCUUGUCACGCCACCCAUGAAAUGAAACGCGACAUCUCUCUCUCUCUCUCUCGAAAUUCCCAUAACCAGCUAUGAGCUUACAUCCCUCAAUUCCUUCGCAUUCUCGUCCUGUUCCCCAACAUUUUCUCUCUCCAAAACAAUGCUGAAACCAAAGGCGUUUUUUGAGGACCAUUCGUCGUGCAACUUCCAUUCAUCGGAUGAAUUGAGCUCAUUUUGUUCAGGUGGGUUGUUCCUUGAUCCCACUGUGCCUGCUUCACUGGUUUCGUCUUUCUCGGAUCGCUGUUCAUCCUCGGUCUCUUUUGGGUCCUCAAGGAAUGGAAAGCCUCUGGUUUGCUUGGGUUUUUCGGGGGUUUUUAGAGAGAGAAACGAGUCUCAUAGGGGGAUUUGGGGGGAAUUGGGUUAUGGGUUUUUGUCGGUGAGUUUGUCAAUAAAAGGGAACGAUGGGUUUGUCAGGGAUUCAGCGAAGUUUCUAACACAAAAUGCAGAGGAUGGUUUGGAGGGGGUUACUGAGAAGAAAGAGGAGUUUAGUGAGAUAAAAGAGUUGAGGAAAGAGAAAAUUGGGUUGCGUGGGUCAGGGGCUGUUAAUACCACUAAGCACUUAUGGGCUGGUGCUGUGGCUGCAAUGGUUUCCAGAACUUUUGUUGCUCCGCUGGAGAGAUUGAAGCUUGAGUACAUAGUUCGUGGUGAACAAAAAAACCUUUUUGAGCUUAUUAAGAUGAUUGCAGUUACACAAGGUUUGAAAGGCUUUUGGAAAGGGAAUUUUGUGAACAUUCUUCGUACUGCCCCAUUUAAGGCAGUGAAUUUUUAUGCUUAUGAUACAUAUAGGAAGCAGCUCCUCAAAAUGUCUGGAAAUAAAGAGACCACAAACUUUGAGAGGUUUUUAGCUGGUGCAGCUGCUGGGAUUACAGCCACUAUACUCUGUAUACCAAUGGACACCAUUCGAACAAAGUUGGUUGCACCUGGCGGGGAAGCACUAGGCGGUGUGAUCGGAGUUUGCCGUCACAUGGUUAGAACUGAAGGUUUCUUCUCUCUCUACAAAGGGUUGUUCCCCUCUAUCGUGAGCAUGGCUCCAUCAGGGGCAGUCUUCUAUGGCGUGUACGAUAUACUUAAGUCAGCUUACCUUCAUUCACCAGAAGGGAGGGAGAGGCUUAAGCAAAUGCACGAACAUGAGGGGGAAGAGUUGAAUGCUUUGGACAAGCUUGAAUUGGGUCCCAUGAGGACUCUGUUGUAUGGGGCUAUUGCGGGUGCAUGUGCUGAGGCUGCGACAUACCCUUUUGAAGUGGUUCGGAGGCAGCUUCAGAUGCAAGUGCGGGCAACCAAGCUCAGUGCUUUCGCUACGUGUGCCAAAAUUGUCGAGCAUGGAGGGAUACCCGCGCUCUAUGCUGGCCUUGUUCCCAGCUUGCUCCAGGUGUUACCAUCUGCUGCCAUAAGCUACUUUGUCUACGAGUGCAUGAAGAUAGUGCUUACAGUGGAGUGAAGAGCAGCACUUGCUGGCAGAUGAUAGUGUUUCUUUUUCUGAAAGAGGUGAGAGAAACCUGCCAUUAUUGGAAGUUAUUUACCCCUUUUUUAUUUUGUCCGGGUGAGUCUGUUGGGAGAAGCCCCUACCCUUCGUGAGAAUUGAGCUUAGGAUGUAGCGUUGCAAAAUUGUCAAGCGCUGACCAAUUAAGCUUGGGCUCUUGUCCUACUUAUUUUCAUGUUGAUUAUUGGACAUUUGAGAGCGGUUGGAUUCGACAUUACUCUUCUCAUUUUUAAUAGGGAGAGGGGGAGAGAGAGAAAAAUAGAGUAUAUUUUGUAAUGUAAAUAAUUCUUUCUCUUUGUAGUCCGGGAGUUCAGCAAAACCAUGAUGCCAGAAUCUGUACUCUAUUAAUGAAAGAGAGUUCAAAUGA